Molecule: messenger RNA, 2396 nt
Organism: Wasmannia auropunctata (little fire ant)
Lineage: Eukaryota; Metazoa; Arthropoda; Insecta; Hymenoptera; Formicidae
Gene: sw
Product: cytoplasmic dynein 1 intermediate chain
Exons: 14
Coding region: 205-2379 (724 amino acids)
Biological process (GO): transport along microtubule
Cellular component (GO): cytoplasmic dynein complex
Molecular function (GO): dynein heavy chain binding; dynein light chain binding
Source: RefSeq, a predicted model, not a curated record
UUCUGAUAACCAACAAUCAUAGAUGUCACUAGACGUCAUAUUGGUGCUUGUGGAGGAUCGUAGAGAUCGUAGACUGAUGUACAUUUCUUUGAAAUAAUGUAAAAUUGAAUAGCAGACUUGUAUAUUAGAUCGCUCGCUGUGCUCGUUCCGCUCGUUGUCCGUAGCGAAGAUAUUUCUAGUCGAGACAAGAGUCAUCUAGACAAGAUGAUGUCCGAUCGGAAAGCCGAGCUAGAAAGGAAGAAGGCGAAGCUCCAAGCUAUUAGAGAAGAGAAGGAGAGACGCAGGAGGGAGAAAGAACAGAAAGAUGUAGAAGAAGCUACCGUUCGUGCCGCUGGCACGGACAAGGAUCAGCGCAAGGAGAUAGACGCGAUGCUAUCUUCUUUGGGUGUGGCACCAGUAUCGGACGUGCUCUCUAGUUUAUCCAGUAUGAGCUCGCUGACGCCUGAACAGAGCGCUAAUGCUACACCAGACGCCAGCUUACAACCGUCUAGUAUAAAUUCUGCUCAAAGCAGCGCAGGACGACGGAAGAAUCGCGAACUUACGAUUGUCUCCGUGGCUCACACGAACAUUCCACCAAAAGAACCGGUCGUCUACAGCAAGCAAACGCAAACCAUUCAGACCACCCAUACAUCCCACGACGGACUGUCCACAUCGUCCUCUGCAUACACCAUCUACUCCUCCUGUUCAACAACAACACCAACUCACUCUUGCUCCGCAGGCUACUUUGAGACUGACUGGUGGCGUCCCAGGAAAGGUGGGUCUGCACCAAACUACCUAUCUCAUGCAUUCGACUAUUACGACGAGUACAAUCUAAAUCCUGGUUUAGAAUGGGAGGACGAAUUUACAGUUUUGACAUUUGAUGAUGGCCAAGCCGAAGACGAGGAAAAUAGCUUGCCGCACAUGGACGGUUUCCAGAGUAAGCUUCCACCGGGAAUUCUGUCUCACGGAUUACCGCAAGUUAAGGAAGUCCAGCCUGCCGUUACACAGAUAGAACAAGAGAAGGAGAAAGAGAAGCCUAAGAAAGAAGUGCGAGAGCUUAGCGAAGAAGAGAAGCAAAUGAUUAUCCUAUCGGAGGACUUCCAACGAUUUCUCGAUCGCACCAGUAGAAUCGUGGAGAGAGCGUUAGGCGAAUCGGUUGACAUCUACACCGAUUAUGCUGGCACUAUGGACGGCGAAGAUGGAAUGGAUGAGAAGAGCCAUCAACGGCUCUGGCUGAAUCGCUCGUUCAUCUGUGAGCGAUGGUCUCGUAAUCGUUGUGUGACUUCCAUGGAUUGGUCUCCACAGUUCCCCGAGCUUUUAGCGGCCUCGUACAACAACAACGACGACACACCGAACGAUCCUGACGGCGUGUGCCUGAUCUGGAACACGAAAUUCAAGAAAACAACCCCAGAGUUUAUCUUUCACUGUCAGUCGCCCGUUAUGUCCACGACGUUCGCCAGAUUCCAUCCGAACUUGAUCCUGGGCGGCACCUACUCCGGUCAAAUCGUGCUCUGGGACAAUCGAGUGCAAAAGAGGACUCCCAUACAACGUACCCCAUUGUCCGCCACUGCGCACACCCAUCCGGUGUACUGCUUGAGCGUUGUCGGGACACAGAAUGCGCACAAUCUGAUCAGCAUUUCGACAGACGGCAAAUUAUGCUCGUGGAGUCUGGACAUGCUGUCACAGCCGCAAGAGGCACUGGAAUUACACACGAAGCAAUCGAAAGCGAUUGCCGCCACGUGCUUGGCUUUCCCGCACGGUGACGUUAACAAUUUCGUCAUGGGAAGCGAGGACGGCACCGUUUACUCAGCCUGCCGACACGGUAGCCGCGCCGGAUUGACUGAAACGUACGAAGGUCAUCAGGGGCCGGUCACUGGCAUUAGCGCGCACGCGGUGCAGGGCGGGAUAGACUUCUCGCAUCUAUUUCUGACGUCCUCUCUUGACUGGACCAUCAAACUCUGGAGCCUGAAGGAGAACAAACCGCUCUACUCUUUCGAGCAUAACGGCGAUUAUGUCUACGAUGUCGCCUGGUCCCCGACGCACCCGGCGCUGUUCGCCGCUGUUGACGAUUCCGGUAGGCUGGAUUUGUGGAAUUUGAAUCAGGACACGGAGGUACCCACCGCCAGCGUUGUCGUCGACGGAUGCCCCGCUUUGAACAGGGUAUCGUGGACGCCAAGCGGACUGCACGUGACUGUCGGUGACGAUACUGGUAAAAUAUGGGUCUACGAUGUUGCCGAGCAUCUAGCUCAUCCAAGAAUUGACGAAUGGAACAAGUUCCUGUACACGCAACAGGAUCUGAAGAACAACAAAGCGGAUGAAGAAUUGGAUAAACUUAAUCUUAGUUCCGGUCCGUCUUCGUUAACAUCUAUGACAUCUAUUUCGUCAGUGCCUCUGAGAUAAAAAUUGAGAUAAUUUAA